Molecule: messenger RNA, 276 nt
Organism: Gongylonema pulchrum
Lineage: Eukaryota; Metazoa; Nematoda; Chromadorea; Rhabditida; Gongylonematidae
Source: the annotation of a GenBank genome assembly
AUGAAUAACGAGGAGCAACGUGGCGGCGAUGGAGCGGAUGUGCUUCCUCCAGCUUUGUUUGCGCGACCAAGCGUGCGGCGCGGUUCCGUCUUCUCGGAUCUGCUUACAAUAUUCCGGCGGAAUAGCUCCCAUCCGCAUCGCCUUUUCCAUGCCGCUCGGCCAUCGGUGAGCACAUCCGAUGAGCAAACGGUGCGAGAGACCGAAGCAUUCUUGGAACCAAAUGCAGCUGGGCAAGGCCAAGGCCAGCAAGACGAGGAGCCAGAGGAGGAUGGUAAA